Molecule: messenger RNA, 2623 nt
Organism: Bursaphelenchus xylophilus (pine wood nematode)
Lineage: Eukaryota; Metazoa; Nematoda; Chromadorea; Rhabditida; Aphelenchoididae
Source: the annotation of a GenBank genome assembly
AUGGGAACGGUUAUUAGCACAGUGGAUGACAUUGCCGACUGUGAAUUGCUCAAAAAAUUAUGCGACAAGGAUAAUAUUGACGAAAAUGACCCAUUCUGGAACAAGUUAUUCUCGUUCAAUAUUCAUUUAGAUCUACUUGACAAGUAAGCAUUUAAGAGAGGUUAAUUGCUUUAGAAAAAUCCAAAAAGCAUUGCUUUCGAAGGCAGAAGGUCUACUUCAAUCCCUUCUUCAUACUUCCAAUUUCUCGGGGAACUUCUCCUCGCUGAUCCAGGUCUUUUUCCGUUAUAACAAGGAAUUAAUCGAGUCGGUCAAAUGUGAGAAGUGAGUCAGCAGCGAUAUUUUCGACUCUUGAUUUUAGUAAAGUGUUCGUGUGGCAGGUGACCAAUUGUCUGCUACUUAUUCGCUACAUCUUGAACUUCUUUGCAUGGAGGCUGAGUCCCCAACAGUUUGCAAAAACUUUCUCGUUUGUGAAGGAAGUUGAGGACGAGGAGUCUUCCGAUUCUGAUUAUGAAAACACGGCUGAGGAAUUUGUAAUUAAAUUGAUUAAAAUCUUGGUCGAGAUACCAGUAAUGUAGGCAAAGUAAUAUUAGUCGUUAUAUUUUUAGCGACAUCACUCGAGAACUGCAUGGUGAAGUAAUUAGGACGCUGUUAUGCUUGCUGAGUACUCAGUUAUACGAAGAGAAUGUGACUGAAACAUCACCUUUCCUUGGAUAUAUUAUGAAAUGGUACCUAAAACUAAAUAGAUCAUCCUUGUUUUAGUGAACAUGCCCGAGAAUUGGUUCGGUGUUUAUUAGAGAACUUCCUUUAUCAGACACAAGAGAUUUCGGUUUACAAAAAGCCUGCCCAAGUUGAUUCCUUAGUCAUUUCUUUGGCAUGUAGGUCAUGGAUAUUUGUUUCAAUCCUGAAUUGCAGCAUCGAUGUGGUCUGCUCUUUCAAAAACAGUGAUGACGACAGAAGAGGAAACAGCAAAACCUCCAGAAUCAGAUGCUUUCCCUCCCCAAAGUGUCUCUUCGUUAAGCGUGACAUUGCUUUUGAUAUUAGUGUGUCGACCGAAGUUCCAGAUUGAUGUAAACCCCUACAAAUCGAUGUUAUCUUUAUUCCAAAAUGCCCAAGGUAAUAUAAUAAGCGUUGUAUGCAUUCUUUAGAAGUUUCGUCUCUCGCCAACCUUGAAGCCAGCUUCAAAUUAGAUUUUUCUGCUUUAUAUGGUCGAUUGUGUGUGACAUGCCAUCAGAAACAGCCAAUGCUACUACUUUAUAUGGUCCUCCAUGCUAAUUCCUUCUUCAGAAAUUUUGUUUUAUCUAGGAUUAACCUGGAAGACCUUGUAUUGCCUGUUCUGAAAGUGUUGAAUGAUGGACUUAGUACGACUUCUGUUGGAUCCCAUUCCCAUCAGACCUAUCUCGCCAUGAUUGUCAUCCUCAUUCUAAGCGAGGACGACUUCUUCUGUAAAUUGAUCCAUGAAGUCGUGAGUUUUAUGCUUUGAUGCUUUACAGCAAGUAAUUUGUGUUCUAACACAAAAUAUAUUUUAGAAUAUAAAGUCCGUUCCGUGGUAUCCCAACCUAACGGAUGUGUCCCUGGGUGGCUUGAUUGUCUGUGUUUUUGCCAAAACCAUUCAUACAAAUACUGUGAAGACAAGAGUAAGAAUUGUAAUGAUUUCCAGAUCAGGUUUUAGGAUCGAUAUCUCCAUACGAAUUGUUUGGCCGCCUUGGCCAAUAUGUCCUCGUCUUUCAAAUAUCUCAGUCCAUAUGUGUCUCAGAAAUUGAUUGGACUGCUGGAAACCAUGACUAAAAGGCAUUCCAAACUUAUCCAAAGCCUAAGAGAAAACGCGGAAAUUGAGCUUGCAGACGAUGAAGAACCGCAAGGAUCAGAAUUGGUAUGAUUGUUUACUGUAAUAUAAAUUUUGUUUUAGAAUCGGGACAUAAUGGCAUUAGAAGAGGGGAUCAGAAUGAUACUGGAGGUGAUAAACUCAGCACUAUGUUCCAAUCUUAGAUUCAAUGCCAAUCUUAUCUACAGUAUCCUCUACAAAAGAGAACUGUUUGAACAAUACCAUCAUCAUCCGAUGUUCCAUGACCUCGUUUGGAACAUAUACAUGGUAAGGUUGAACGGAAAGACAAGUUUAACGUGAGAUUUCUUCUCUUUGGAAGUGCGACCGAUGGGUCUGGCACCUAUUAAAAUUAUUAAACUCUCUGGUUUGCCCUUUGAUGCGUCUUUUCCUUUCCGUCCCCUCGGGGCUGAUGUUGAAAUGUGUAGUAGAUUGAGUCCACAAAUCAGAAAACUCUUGUGUUUUGUGUCACCAUCUGAAUCCGGCUAAUGCUUUCUGUCUUUAAAAUAAAAACACACAAAUACUCUGUCAUAGUUCAUGUUUUAGGUGAUAAACCAUUUCUCGUCACGAAUCGAGAAUGUGGAUCCGACUUCAGUUACAGUAGUGCUGGAUGCCAUAAAGAAAGCGGCAAUCCAAUGGCCAACCGAUCGUCUCAAGAAGUUCCCCGACCUCAAAUAUCGCUAUGUAGAAGAUGAGAACACGAUCGACUUCUUUGUGCCUUAUGCUUGGCGGCUGGUCUUCGAGAGCGCGGGUGUCUUCUUUGACUCCCAUCUAGUCAAACUCUUCAAAGCGACAAGUAUUUAA